Hyaloscypha bicolor E is the source of this 1830-nucleotide messenger RNA. RefSeq lists its product as uncharacterized. The record is from RefSeq and is a predicted model, not a curated record. Gene Ontology annotation, molecular function: protein binding. The coding region runs from base 267 to 1436 and encodes 389 amino acids. The transcript has a single exon. Lineage: Eukaryota; Fungi; Ascomycota; Leotiomycetes; Helotiales; Hyaloscyphaceae.
GUUGCUAUCAUCGAUUGGCGAGUGAACUUGUCGUCCGCCCUAUCCCGCAGCAUGGGCUAUAUUGUGAGGGAUUUAUCGCACUUUGUUAGGUCCGCGAUUUGUCGAUACUUUCAAAACCGGAGUUCCCAAUUUUGCAAGACGUCCAUCCUAACCACACUCACGCAGCUCUCACCUCGAGCUCUCACUAUAAAUUCGUUGCCCUUGCACAAUAUAUCGAGGAAACCGUGCGCUCUCCGCCGGCCGUUACCUUUUCUAAGAUUACCAAAAUGAGCGAACCAAAGAGGCGAGAUAUCAAGUGCGAAGCUAAUACAUCAGCCGCGGAAGUCAAUACUCCAAUCACGAAAACCGAGACAAACGCAGUUCACGUAACAAAUCCCCAAGCGUCGGGCCGGAGUUUUCUGCUAGCAACUGGUAGUAUUCAAGGGAACAUCCACCAUGGGGAUUUCUUGCAGAACACGGUAAUCAAUUGUUCUCACGCCAGCUAUAUCACACAGAAUAUACGGGAUUAUGGGCUAGUAUCAAACGCAGAGCCUACGGACAACAUCACCCGACCUCCAACCUUCCUUCUUGAGGCGCCUGCAGAGACCCCCCACGUGCAGUCAGGACAGGCUGCUGAACCGCCGUCCGGCCCUUAUCUGGAGGAAGCCGAACGCUCUCUUCGUCGUGCUUGUGUAGCUUAUGAUGCAGGGCAGUGGGGUGAGGCCGUGUUGUUGUUCCAACGAGGCUUCGCAUGGCGGCGACAGACGAUGCCCGACAGCACAGAGACGGCAUGCUACUGGGACAAGUAUUCCCGGGCUCUCCACAACAAUGGGCAAUACGAGGGAGCAAUCGGCCGUUUCCAGUUGUUAUUGAAGUGGGUGGAGAAGAACGAUGGACCCAAUAGUGAUACAGCGCUGGAACUUCGAUUAUGUCUGGCUCGAGCGUUCAAACACAGCGGUCAGCUGACCUCAGCGAUAGAGGAGUACAGGUAUGCCCGGGACAACUGGGACGCUCUCCCGGCCGACCCAGCAAAGUGCUAUCGCACCCAGUGUGUUCACGAGCUAGGGCAGCUCCUUGCGUUCCAGCGCAAGCCAUACGACCGAAGCUGGCAAUACUGGGGCGAGGCCAAGGAGAGCCUGCAUCGGGCGAUGAAGGACUACUACAGGGUGGAUGCAAAUUCGCGUAAAGCUCUUGAGGCCCACGUUGACUUUGCGACUGUCGUACUUAUGAUGUGCGAAGAUAAGGACGCAAGGGCGCAGUUUGAGGAAUUACGUAAAAUCGCAAACCAGAGGGGGCUCGAGAAUGACGAUAGUAUACAGGAGAGGGUCAAGUGGGGCCUCGACGAGAGCAAGUAUUGGAUGCGGCAACCAGCAGCCAAAAGGGAUGGCGACAGAUUGCCGAAGGCCAGGAAGCGGGAAGCAGAGAGGCAGCGGCUAAAGGAACUUGUUGGGUCUUGAGAGAAUUCUCGGUGAGUAGGUAAUGAGUUGUCAGUUGGUUGAGGUGGCGUCCUGUUUGAGGCGUGUGGUUUUCAGUCUUCUGGAAAGUUCCGAUCCUAUCAUUUCAUGCUCUUUUGUCCUGUGGUCUGAUCAUUGCAGAAGAUGCUUGCAUGCAGCCAACAUCAACCUUAUCCUGCGCAGCUACUUGCCUUAAGCAUACCAUGUCGUUGCAGUGAUUAGAUGACCACCAAACCGCCUGUGAUUUCUUUUCUUCGUUGCCACUGUCUUAUAUAAUCGGGCAACUGUCGAGCUCAAUCUGGAACUGCAUCCUUACCCAGUUAUACCUUCGGGCCGGUAGCCCUUCCACCUCCAAUAUGUCAUCCCUUCACACACUCAAGCUCAUGGGCCAAUGGGC